Alternaria alternata is the source of this 792-nucleotide messenger RNA. RefSeq names its product ankyrin. Lineage: Eukaryota; Fungi; Ascomycota; Dothideomycetes; Pleosporales; Pleosporaceae. The transcript has a single exon. Bases 13 to 792 code for a protein of 259 amino acids. Gene Ontology annotation, molecular function: protein binding. The record is from RefSeq and is a predicted model, not a curated record.
CUUCUUGCUGCUAUGAUGGACCUACGGUACGAGGAUGACUUUCAAAGACUGCGAACAUCCUUUCUCGUAGAAGCUGCCGAGUAUGGGCGUGUAGGCGUGACGCGGUUCGUGUUGGAUUUCCAGGCCGUAGAGCGUCCGUGGUUAUUUUCAAGAAAGAUUAAACGGCCGUCCUAUCUCUCUUCUAACGAAAGAGAGCUAGCUUUGCUAAAUACACCUAGUUGGGAGAUUUUUAACGUGGUGAUGGAGAAACGAAGGGAGCACUGCGUUAGCAGAACGUUUGGUAUUAAGGAAUACACAGGAUUCUUGGCAUAUAGCGCAAGACAUGGGUGGGUAGAUAUGACAGAGCGCUACCUUGCUCUUGGAGCGCGUGUAGACGGCCUAGGAUUGUCUAGCGAGUACAGGCAACGACCCCUUCUAGGCGCUUGUAGAAACGGGCACAAGGACGUAGUUCAGGUGUUGUUAGAACAUGGUGCGAGUGCGUGUAAGCCGGCGUUGGAGACAGCAGUACAAAAUGGACAUUUUGAAGUUGUUUCUCUGCUUCUGGAGUACAAUGCGGAGCAAGGGAAUGCACUUACGGAAGCGGUUUGCAAGGGGUACCGAAGCAUUGUUCGUAGGCUAAUAGGGCGUGGAAGCUACGACAAAGAAUUUCUGCAAGGCUUGCUCGAUCGGGCGGUUGAGAUUGAGGACCAGGCUAUGUUGGAAGAUCUGCUAGAAUAUAGUAGAGGUGCUAGAGUAGGCAGAGUAGAAUUCGGAAAAGAGGUCAAAAAAGAGAUAGUUAAGAAUAAAGCGUAA